Megalopta genalis is the source of this 487-nucleotide messenger RNA. The record is from RefSeq and is a predicted model, not a curated record. Lineage: Eukaryota; Metazoa; Arthropoda; Insecta; Hymenoptera; Halictidae.
UUCGUGAACUGUCAAACGAGAAGAAAUACUUCCCAAAAUCGUCAAGUAGAUGUGAAAAUAUUUUUUAGUAUCAAUAUAAUAUUAAAUAGUCGAUGAUAAUUUUCGAAGCAUUUGUUUCUCAACGAAGCCGAUCGAUUGAAUAUGAUUUCGAAGACAACAGAUUUAGCGAUCACCAAACGUCGCGAUGAUAUAUUUCUGGAACCCAGCCACGUGAAAAUAUCGGCACUCCUGUACGAAAUAACUGAUCGUACCAAACAAUUGGCUGAACCGCGUGCUCGGUUGGAUAGCGACAAGAAAUUUCAAAGUCGUGCGACCGCGGCGAGCAUUCCGAAAGCUUCGGCACGCAUAAUCGAGCUUUCGAAACCACGGCAGCCGUAUCAACACCCUUCCAAGCCUAUCGGUUACGUUUCACGCGGUGCUCUACACGCGGUCGCCACGCAACGUAUAAUUGAGUUGUCGAGACCGAAAAGGAAGCGAAGGGCAAAGG